Messenger RNA from Strongyloides ratti, 1617 nucleotides. RefSeq lists its product as hypothetical. The transcript has a single exon. NCBI's taxonomy places the organism in Eukaryota, Metazoa, Nematoda, Chromadorea, Rhabditida, Strongyloididae. The record is from RefSeq and is a predicted model, not a curated record. Bases 1 to 1617 code for a protein of 538 amino acids.
AUGACUCUAGAAGUAAUUUGUUUUCAAUAUCCAAUUGCUCAAGCUCUUGUUAAUAAUCUUAUAUCAAUUAAAGAUUUUACUUCAUUAAUUCAAACUUCAAAUCAAAUGAAAAAUUAUUUUAUUAAUUGUUCCUUUAGAAAAACAUUUAAUACCUAUAACAAUACAUUAACUUUAGAACAUGAUAGUUUGAUAAGUCACAAAAAAAUGUCUUGGAAUAACAUUUUAGUAAAUUAUAAUGGAUCAAAAUGUACACUUGAUAUUCUUUAUACAAUUCUUUAUAUGUUUGAAGAAGAAGAAAUUGAACAUAUUAAUACAAUUAACAUUAGAUUCUCUGACAACUAUAAUUCUUACAAUGAAGAUACACGUAUUUCAUUUGGUAAAUAUUUUGCUCAAUUUAUUAACAAAUUAUUUGAAAAGUUUUUUAACGCCACAAUUUUUCAAAUUUUAAACAUUUCAAAAAUUCAAUUUUAUGUCAUUAAACAUAUUAAAUCUUCAAAAAUUCAAGUCAUAAGAAAGUUAAAUCUUUAUGAAUUAGCUGAAUUUAGUCAAAAGUAUAAAGAAUCAUCUUGUGAUAUUUUUAAACAACUAAAAAGUUUAAAAAAAGUAGAUUUUUUUUUAAGAAACAUAUUUUUUUAUGAUAUAAAUUGUUACAAAAAUAUGUUGGAAAAUAUUUUUGAAUUAUUAUCUAGAAAAAAUGAUAAUUUUAUAAACUUUUAUGGUAACGUUUUUCAAAAUGACUUUAAAAAUUUUUCAAAAAUUUUAAAAAUGGCUGAAAAGUACAAUCUUAAUAUAUCGUUUAAUGAAAGUUUUGUUGUCAGUAAAGAAUUAUUUAAAACUGUAUGUAUAAAAAGUUCUACUUUUUCUGUUAACAAUGUUAAAUUAAUUUCAAUUGUUUUAUGGGAUAAAAAAAUUUUACAAUUAUUUUUUCAAUCUUUACAAUUUUUUACUAAUCUUACUAAACUUAAAAUACAAUUUAGUGAUCAAUUAGUUAAUAGUACUAUAGAAUAUAACUCGACAAAUAUUUUUUCUAAUAAUAUUAAUCAAACAGUUUAUGAAAAAAUGCUUCAAAUUGAGGAACUAUUUAUUGGUAUUAAAAAUUUACCAUUUGCAUAUGCUAACAAUGAUCAUUACGAGAAGUCUUUGGAAAUAAAGAAUCAAAUGACAAAAGAAAUUUGUACUUUAUUAGGAGUAAAAUUAAAAACAUUGGUUCUUAAUAAUAUUCCAAAUCUAGAAGAUGAUAUUAGCUAUAUUUUAUCAACUAAAUGUUAUAAUCUUGAAAAUAUUUAUUUAUCUGUAUUGCAUACAAUUACACCAAAUUUUAUAGAAAAAAUGGAAAAAUUGAAAUUUGUUAAUUUAAAAGGUCUUUAUAAAUUAAAUAUUCCAAGUAAUGUUCAAAUGUUUCUUAAUUACCUAAAAGAUGUUAAUAUUAAUGAAGGAAAUAAUUUCAAAUCAACAAAAAUUUCAUAUAAUUUUUUUAAAAAAUUUUAUAAUAGAAAUUUCAAACAUUUUUUUGAACAUAUCUGUGACGAGAACAUAAAUUAUAUUGUUCUUUUUGAUAAUAUACUAGACUGGAAAAAUUAUUUCAAAUGUUUAGAUAAUUUUUUAAAUUUUUUUUAA